GCUUGACUCCGCAUCAUGAAUCAUCGCACAGCUCAAAUUUCAACAGGUCACAUUUAUCAUUUUAUCGACCAAGUCCCGAGCAACCACGAUCCAGCUCGACCACCAAUAAUCUGUUUGCAUGGGUUUCCUGAUUCAUGGUUCGGAUGGCGGCAUCAGAUUGGUCCAUGGUGUCGAAACGGGUUCCGUGUGAUCGUUCCAGAUAUGCUAGGCUUUGGUGAAACCGACACGCCCCAUGAUUCUUCAGCAUAUUCCACCAAAAAUAUCUGCAAUGAUAUUUCUGCUCUUCUUGAUUUCCUAGAGAUCCCCAAAGCUGUGGUGAUUGGUCAUGAUUGGGGCUCAUACAUUGCUGGCAGAUUUGCUUUGUGGCACCCGGAUCGCUUGAUAGCACUAGUCAUGUUGUCUAUUCCAUAUAUUCCUCCAACGAUAGAGUAUAUGUCUGUCGAGGAAGUGGCUAGAAAAUUUCCAUCCUAUGGAUAUCAAGUGUACUAUGCGUCCGAAUCAUCAACGUCUGAGAUCGAGGAAAACCUCGUCCCCUUUCUCGGUGUGAUAUUCAAAACGCCUGAGAAGCCAUGGCAGUGGUCAAAGUUAGAAGAACUCCGAACUCUGAUCACCAAUAAGCAAAUCGAUUUUACCGACGGGUGCCUCCUCAACGAACAUGAAUUGCAAUUUUAUGUUUCUCAGUUUCAACGCGGUAUGCGAGGGCCUUUGUCUUAUUACCGAACCACGAAAGCGCGAUUCGAGGAGGAGAAAGAGGCUCAGCUACCUGCAAAUCUACCGCCGGAUCUUCCUGUUCUCUUCAUGUAUGGAACCAAAGACAUUGCAUGCUCCCUGUCGUCGGUUCGGAACGCCCACAAAUUCAUUUCACGACUGAAAAUCGUUGCCCUCGAGGAUGUUGGUCAUUGGGUGAUGAUAGAGGCGCAAGACCGCGUUACAUCGGAAGUCCUGCAAUACCUUGCGUCUCUAGGUUUUUACCAUAAAUCUCACAUGUAGGAAACUCUGUACUAGCGAGUGUUGAAACAAAAUUCUACCAUAUUCUACGUACGAGCAUAUUAGGGC
Molecule: messenger RNA, 1056 nt
Organism: Suillus clintonianus
Lineage: Eukaryota; Fungi; Basidiomycota; Agaricomycetes; Boletales; Suillaceae
Product: Alpha/Beta hydrolase protein
Exons: 7
Coding region: 16-990 (324 amino acids)
Molecular function (GO): hydrolase activity
Source: RefSeq, a predicted model, not a curated record